AUGUCGACCAUCGACAGAUACCGGCCCCAGCGAGAGGGCUACCAGCCGCCCAGAGAAGCAUAUCAGCCUCCAAAGGAAGCCUACCAGCCCCCCCGAGAAACAUACCAGCUCCCGUCUCUACCGCCAAAGCCCCCGCCGACUAUCGCGGACCGGCAAUCCAAGUCCCCGUCCAGGCGACGCGACGUGCCGCCUGCCGUGCCCUCUCCGCCGACUCACACUUCCCGGACAUCGCCGCCGCGGCCACAGUCGCGCAGAAGCAUGCCGUCGCCAGCACAGCCAGUGCAGGCCAGUCCACAACGCGCAUCGCAGCCGCGGCCGAACCAGUGGUUUUUCACGGCCGAUGAGGUGGUGAGCACUCCGAGCAUCAUCGAUGGCCUGUCGCCUGCCGAGGAGAGGUUGCGCCGUGCUAAAGGCGUCAACUUCAUCUACCAAGCCGGCAUAUUGCUGGAGCUCCCGCAGGUUACACUGUGGGUGGCGGGUGUUUUCUUUCAUCGCUUUUUCAUGAGAUUUAGCAUGGUUGAAGAGAAGGGCGGAGUCCACCACUACGUAAAGAAGCCACCUUUUCCCCCGAAAUUCGAGGUUCUUUUUUUGGCUAACAAUGCCUCCUCACUCCAGAACAUUGCCGCGACAUCGCUCUUCCUGGCCAAUAAGACUGAAGAGAACUGCCGCAAGACCAAAGACCUGAUCAUCGCUGUGGUUAGAGUAGCGCAAAAGAACCCUCGACUUGAAGUCGAUGAGCAGAAUAAAGAAUAUUGGCGAUGGCGCGACAGUAUCCUUGCCUACGAAGAACUUAUGCUCGAGAUCCUUACUUUCGACUUGAUGAUCGAGAAUCCCUACAUCCGCAUGUGGGAGUUCUUCCGCGACCUUCAUCUGUUGGAGAACCGACCCUUGCGCGACGCAGCCUGGGCCUUCUGCAAUGACGCCUGCCUGACCGUUCUUCCCCUUCUCCUCCCGGCACGCGAGAUCGCCAUCGCCGCCCUUUUCUUUGCCUCAUCCGUCACCCACAUUCCCAUUGACGAUAUCGAUGGCCAGCCCUGGUGGCAGCACCUGCGUGCCAACGAGACGAACACCAUCCGCGCCGUACGUGUUCUUACCGAUUUUUACAAGGAGAACCCCUUGCGUAAGCAGGAUGCGAAGGUUCCCGGUUCCCCGAAGUUUGACCUGGAGAGCACCCGACGCCGUGGCGACCUCGCAAACCUCAGCGGCCUCAGCCAACUCGAUCUCGACUCAUCAGCCGCCGCUAGCAGCCGGAACGGCACUGUUACACCGAGCGACGGCCGCGCGGGGACACAAAGUCCUAGAAAGACAUCGGUUAAUGGCAGCAGGCCUGCUAUGGAGGGUGAUUCUGGCGCUAGCGCUGGCGGCAACAUUGAGAACGAGAAGCGUGGCGAAGAAGCGGCUGCUGCAGCAGUGAGUGCCGAAGCUGGCGAUUCAGACGCGGCUCUUAAGGCAGCAGCGAAUGAUAUAUCGGUGCACCACAACGAUAGAAACAAUAAUGGCGGCUUGGUAUCACCCAGCAUCAAGAGGUCCGUCGAACAUGAUGUCACCGACGAGGCGAGAAAUGUCAAGAAGCAAAAGGUCGAAGAAGGCAUGUCAGAUGACGAGGAUGAGGGGGAAAUUAAGGGUUCUUAA
This is a messenger RNA of Thermochaetoides thermophila DSM 1495, 1632 nucleotides long. RefSeq lists its product as uncharacterized. The transcript has a single exon. The record is from RefSeq and is a predicted model, not a curated record. The coding region runs from base 1 to 1632 and encodes 543 amino acids. Gene Ontology annotation, cellular component: cyclin/CDK positive transcription elongation factor complex; nucleus. Gene Ontology annotation, biological process: positive regulation of DNA-templated transcription, elongation; regulation of transcription by RNA polymerase II. Gene Ontology annotation, molecular function: cyclin-dependent protein serine/threonine kinase activator activity. NCBI's taxonomy places the organism in Eukaryota, Fungi, Ascomycota, Sordariomycetes, Sordariales, Chaetomiaceae.